GUUGAGAUAUUGCAGCAGACAACUAAUUAGAUGUCAAAAAUCGAAGCCCUAGUCCCACAACAAAAUCAGUCUUUACAAUGGCAAUGGCGAACCGAAACACUGCAAAGAAAUUUAAAUGGUCUAUCGAUCUCUCCAAUCGGAAUAAAUCAACAUGUGACCUCGCAUCUCCUCCAGGAUAUCUUCCAUCGAUUGCAACUACAGUAGCCGAAUCAGCUAAGGAAAAUGAUUCUAGUUUGCUUAUUAAGAGAUCUUGGGAUGUUGCUUUACAACCACUAAAACAGGUACCUAUGAAUUUGUUCAUGAUGUACAUGGUGGGAAGUUCCAUUUCCAUAUUUCCAAUUAUGAUGGUUGGCAUGAUGUUUGUGAGGCCCAUUCGUGCGUUGUUCAGCAUGAACCAAACUUUCAAGAUGUUGGAGGGAACCCAGGCAAUUGGACAAAUCCUAGUCUACAUCUUGGGCCAGUUGGUUGCACUGGGGCUUGCUCUUUACAAGUGCCAAUCCAUGGGCCUCCUUCCUACUCAUUCAUCAGAUUGGUUGGCUUUUAUUGAUCCUCAACAGAGAAUUGAAUAUUCUGGAGGUGGACAAAUUCUGCUCUAAGAUUAAUUAUUUAAUUCAUUAAAAUAUUCACAUUUGUAAGUGAAAUGAAAAAUACAGUACACCAAAUCAUCUUUAAA
Daphnia pulex (common water flea) is the source of this 673-nucleotide messenger RNA. It is a transcript of the gene EMC4, whose product is annotated as ER membrane protein complex subunit 4-like. Gene Ontology annotation, cellular component: EMC complex. The transcript has 4 exons. NCBI's taxonomy places the organism in Eukaryota, Metazoa, Arthropoda, Branchiopoda, Diplostraca, Daphniidae. The coding region runs from base 78 to 596 and encodes 172 amino acids. Gene Ontology annotation, biological process: protein folding in endoplasmic reticulum. The record is from RefSeq and is a predicted model, not a curated record.